Molecule: messenger RNA, 705 nt
Organism: Anopheles nili
Lineage: Eukaryota; Metazoa; Arthropoda; Insecta; Diptera; Culicidae
Gene: Sf3b6
Product: splicing factor 3B subunit 6
Exons: 4
Coding region: 60-440 (126 amino acids)
Cellular component (GO): cytoplasm; nucleus; ribonucleoprotein complex
Molecular function (GO): mRNA binding
Source: RefSeq, a predicted model, not a curated record
CAUCACAGCAUUUGUGCGUUUGAUAAAUUGUGAAUUAAAUAAUACUUAACGACUCAAAAAUGGCUCUGUCCAUGCAGAAAAGAAAUAACGUCCGCUUGCCUCCAGAGGUGAACCGGGUACUGUACGUACGAAAUCUGCCCUACAAGAUAACCUCAGACGAAAUGUACGAUAUAUUUGGCAAGUACGGAGCAAUUCGGCAAAUUCGAGUUGGAAACACACCUGAAACACGCGGCACAGCUUUUGUAGUUUAUGAAGAUAUUUUCGACGCGAAAAAUGCUCGGGAUCAUUUAUCGGGUUUCAACGUUUGCAACCGGUACUUGGUUGUGUUGUACUACCAGUCUACGAAGGCAUUUAAACAAUUAGACGUAGACAAAAAACAGGAAGAGUUGGAUCAAAUGAAGGCAAAGUACAAUAUCAGUACGGACGAAUUGCGAAAAUAAGUAUUCGCAUGGAUGCUGGUACAAAUUUUAUUUUGUUUGAGAAAAUUGAUAUGCGGCGGCCGGCAGUGCCAACACGCUCUUACUUCGGUACCUUUAUGCUCAGAUACAUUUUGCCCUGUAUUGUUUGCUUCACGGGGUUAAUUCGCUUCAAUAUCUGUGUCAUCGUUUCCACUAGCUUCUCACUCGACACACCGGUUUUCUUGUUUUUAAAUUUGGUCAGCAGUUCUGUUGUGGUCAUAGGUUUGCGCAUGAGGUACCGUCGUAC